Molecule: messenger RNA, 3567 nt
Organism: Kogia breviceps (pygmy sperm whale)
Lineage: Eukaryota; Metazoa; Chordata; Mammalia; Artiodactyla; Physeteridae
Gene: ADAMTS1
Product: ADAM metallopeptidase with thrombospondin type 1 motif 1
Biological process (GO): proteolysis; extracellular matrix organization
Cellular component (GO): extracellular matrix
Molecular function (GO): zinc ion binding; metalloendopeptidase activity
Source: RefSeq, a predicted model, not a curated record
AGCGGUCCCCGCGGGGUUCGGAAGGCGCACGGCAGGAGGCGACAUGGGGAACACGGCGCGACGGUCUCGCGGCUCGCAGCCUGCGCCCGUGCUGCGGCGGUUGCUGCUCAUCGCGGCCUCGGCGCUGCUGGUCGUGCCGGGCGUGCGCGGGCGCCCCACCGAGGAGGACGAGGAGCUGGUGCUGCUGGCACCGGAGCGCGACCCAGGACACACGACCACGCACCUCCGCCUGGACGCCUUCGGCCGGCAGCUGCUGCUGGAGCUGCAGCCGGACCGUGGCUUCCUGGCCCCCGGCUUCACGCUCCAGACGGUGGGGCGCAGACCCGGGCCCGACGCGUCGCGUUCUGAUCCCGUUGGCGACCUGGCGCACUGCUUCUACUCUGGCACGGUGAACGGCGACCCCAGCUCCGCCGCCGCUCUCAGCCUCUGCGAGGGCGUGCGCGGCGCCUUCUACCUGCAGGGCGAGGAGUACUUCAUCCAGCCCGCGCCCGCCGCCGCAGCCGAGGAGGAGCCUCCGGCGCGGCCCCAGUUCCAUCUCUUGCGGCGGAGGCGGCGGGGUGGCGGCGGCGCCAGGUGCGGGGUCCUGGACGACGAAACGCAGCUCGCGGGGGGAGCGGGGUCGGAGGGCGAGCACGGCACGGAGCAGGGGCCGCCGCGGGACCGAGCGACACAGCGCACGGGACAGCCAACAGGAACCAGAAGCCUAAGAAAGAAGCGAUUUGUGUCCAGCCCCCGCUAUGUGGAAACUAUGCUUGUGGCCGACCAGUCCAUGGCAGAGUUCCACGGCAGUGGGCUAAAGCACUACCUUCUCACCUUGUUCUCGGUGGCGGCCCGGUUGUACAAACACGCCAGCAUUCGGAAUUCAGUUAGCCUGGUGGUAGUGAAGAUCCUGGUCAUCUAUGAGGAACAGAAGGGACCAGAAGUGACUUCCAACGCCGCCCUCACUCUGCGGAACUUCUGCAACUGGCAAAAGCAGCACAACCCGCCCAGUGACCGGGAUGUAGAGCACUAUGACACGGCGAUUCUUUUCACCAGACAGGACCUGUGUGGCGCCCAGACAUGCGAUACUCUUGGGAUGGCAGAUGUUGGAACUGUAUGCGAUCCCAGCAGAAGCUGCUCGGUCAUAGAAGAUGACGGCUUACAAGCUGCCUUCACCACAGCCCACGAAUUAGGCCAUGUGUUUAACAUGCCACAUGAUGAUGCAAAGCAAUGUGCUGGCAUUAAUGGUGUCAACCGGGAUUCCCACAUGAUGGCGUCAAUGCUUUCCAAUCUGGACCGCAGCCAGCCCUGGUCUCCUUGCAGUGCUUACAUGAUUACAUCAUUUCUGGAUAACGGUCAUGGCGAAUGUUUGAUGGACAAGCCCCAGAGCCCCAUACAGCUCCCCUCUGAUCUCCCUGGGACCUUGUACGAUGCCAACCGGCAGUGCCAGUUUACAUUUGGAGAGGAGUCCAAACACUGCCCGGACGCGGCCAGCACGUGCACGACCCUCUGGUGCACGGGCACCUCUGGCGGAUUGCUGGUGUGCCAGACCAAACACUUCCCCUGGGCCGACGGCACCAGCUGUGGAGAAGGGAAAUGGUGUGUCAACGGCAAGUGCGUGAACAAGACUGACAAGCAUUUUGAUACUCCUAUUCACGGAAGCUGGGGGCCGUGGGGGCCCUGGGGAGACUGUUCAAGAACGUGUGGUGGAGGAGUUCAGUAUACGAUGAGGGAGUGCGACAACCCGGUCCCGAAGAACGGAGGGAAGUACUGCGAGGGCAAGCGUGUGCGCUACAGGUCCUGCAACAUUGAGGACUGUCCGGAGAAUAAUGGAAAAACCUUUAGAGAGGAACAGUGUGAGGCACACAAUGAAUUCUCCAAAGCUUCCUUUGGGAGUGGGCCCGCGGUGGAGUGGAUACCCAAGUACGCAGGAGUCUCACCCAAGGACAGGUGCAAGCUCAUCUGUCAAGCCAAAGGCAUUGGCUACUUCUUCGUUUUGCAGCCCAAGGUGGUAGAUGGCACUCCUUGUAGCCCAGAUUCCACCUCUGUCUGCGUGCAAGGACAGUGUGUAAAAGCUGGUUGUGAUCGCAUCAUAGACUCCAAAAAGAAGUUCGAUAAAUGUGGCAUUUGUGGAGGAAAUGGAUCUACAUGCAAGAAAAUAUCAGGAUCAGUUACUAGUGCAAAACCUGGCUACCACGAUAUCGUCACGAUUCCCACUGGAGCCACAAACAUUGAAGUGAAACAACGGAAUCAGAGGGGAUCCAGAAAUAAUGGAAGCUACCUUGCCAUCAAAGCUGCCGAUGGCACAUAUAUCCUGAAUGGCGACUUCACUUUGUCCACUUUAGAGCAAGACAUCACGUACAAAGGUAGUGUCUUGAGAUACAGUGGCUCCUCUGCAGCAUUGGAAAGAAUUAGAAGCUUCAGCCCUCUCAAGGAGCCCUUAACCAUCCAAGUCCUGACCGUGGGCAAUGCCCUUCGACCGAAAAUUAAAUACACCUAUUUCGUGAAGAAGAAGAAGGAAUCUUUCAACGCCAUCCCUACUUUCUCCGAAUGGGUCAUUGAAGAGUGGGGAGAAUGUUCCAAGUCAUGUGGACAGGGUGUGCAGAGAAGGCUGGUAGAGUGCCGAGACAUCAACGGGCAGCCCGCUUCAGAGUGUGCAAAGGAAGUGAAGCCAGCCAGCACCAGACCUUGUGCGGACCUGCCUUGCCCCCGCUGGCAGCUGGGGGAUUGGUCGCCAUGUUCCAAGACUUGCGGGAAGGGUUACAAAAAGAGAACCUUGCAGUGUCUGUCCCACGAUGGGGGUGUGUUGUCUCACGAGAGCUGCGAUCCUUUAAAGAAACCUAAACAUUACAUAGACUUUUGCACAAUGGCAGAAUGCAGUUAAGCAGGGGCGGGGUUGAGGGAAAAGGGCAGUGGGGAAGGGCUCAUGCACUGAAAUCAAGAAGGCUGGAGGGAUCCAGUGCACCUUGCCGGAGAUCAGUGAGGUGUGCCAGUGAGUUGGGAGGUACAGGUAGGUAGAAAAGAAGUUAGAUCAUCAGAAUUUCCUGCCAGUUACAAAAUCGAUAGGGUAGUUUAUGAGGAUCAUUAAUAGCUGACCAAUAAGAUAGCAUGAGAAAGCCCCAGGGCGUUAUUAUUUCUUUUGUUAAGUCUGUGACACGUUUUUACAAAAAUGGAAACAAUUGUCAAAGUAAGUUUAAGAAAUAUUACAAUGCCUGUUUCCUGAUACUGAUGAAAUACUUUGUAUCAUGGAGGCUGGGAAAUGAAAAGCAGGAGGAAGGUGAGAUUUUUGGUUUAAGAUGUAGCUUACUUUACCUCACUACCUAUGGAGGGAGAAAGGAAUACACAUGGGAUCUUUGACCAUCACUGUUCCUAACUGCUGUGGUUUCAGAGAAUGUUUAUGCCAUCUCUUCUGCUGCGAGUUAAGAAUUCAGGACUGUUCAGCAUGAGAAAUGCUUAGCAACGUCCAGUGACUCAAAUGACUGCAUCUUUCCUGUCUUGUGCCGUUAUUGUGUCUUUCUUUGUGAAUUCAUUUUGAUGAAGAAACAAUUCCAUGUAUUUGUAAAAACAGCAUUAAGUCUACAAGGGGAA